AUGGAUGCACAGCAGCUAGCUCAUAAUUGUCUGAACCCCAUCUCCAGGGUCUCUGAUGACCUCUUCCUUACUCCUUGGGAAUCUGUUCUCAUCUGUGAUGCACACAAAGACAGUCAAGCACACAAAAUGAACCUGCAGCUUCAGAAUAUACCCAAUUCCACCAUGGUGACUGAGUUUCUCCUCGAAUUUUUUGCUGAGACUUGGACACUCAGGCUCCUGAUAAGCAUGCUGUUUCUACUUAUGUACCUGGGCAGCCUGCUAGGGAACAUAACCAUCAUCAUGGUUAGCACCAUUGACCACAACCUCCACACACCCAUGUACUUUUUCCUCAGGAAUCUGUCCAUCUUAGACAUGUGCUACGUUUCUAUCACAGUCCCCAAAGCCUGUGUCAACUCUCUCACUGACAACAGGGGAAUUUCUGUGACUGGCUGUGCUGCACAGAUCUUCUUAGUCAUGUUUUGUGGAUGUGUAGAGAUUCUCUUCCUGACUGUGAUGGCACAGGACCGCUAUGUGGCCAUCUGCCAGCCCCUCCACUACCCUGUGAUCAUGAACCACCAAUUCUGUGUUCAGAUGACUUUGGCUUCCCUAAUCCUUGGCCUUGUCAUAGCAGGUUGUCACACUGUGAAAACAUUCCAGUUGUCCUUCUGUCACUCUAACCUGGUCCCUCAAUUCUUCUGUGACAUCCCCCCUUUGUUGAAGCUCUCUUGUUCAGACACCUUUAACAACAAGCUCUUAAUUCUUCUGACUGCCAUCAUCAUUGAUGGUGGCUGCUUUAUCUUCAUUUCUGUAUCAUAUAUUCACAUAUUUUCAACUGUGUUGAAGUUUUCAGUCAAAGAAGAGAGAAGAAAGGCCUUUUCCACCUGUGUCCCUCAUAUUAUUGUGGUGUCUGUGUUCCUUAGCUCUGCUGCCUAUGUGUAUCUAAGACCUCCAAUUAUCUCAGAAGUUGUUCAGGACAUUAUUCUGUCUGUAUUUUAUACCAUUAUUCCACCAUUCUUAAAUCCUAUCAUCUACAGUCUAAGAAACAAACAGAUAAAGGAAGCUGUGAGGAAAAUAAUGUUGAGAAUAAUUUAG
Messenger RNA from Nannospalax galili (Upper Galilee mountains blind mole rat), 1071 nucleotides. RefSeq names its product olfactory receptor 14C36-like. Gene Ontology annotation, cellular component: membrane. Gene Ontology annotation, molecular function: olfactory receptor activity; G protein-coupled receptor activity. The transcript has 2 exons. Bases 1 to 1071 code for a protein of 356 amino acids. The record is from RefSeq and is a predicted model, not a curated record. Gene Ontology annotation, biological process: G protein-coupled receptor signaling pathway. NCBI's taxonomy places the organism in Eukaryota, Metazoa, Chordata, Mammalia, Rodentia, Spalacidae.